Molecule: messenger RNA, 1554 nt
Organism: Clupea harengus (Atlantic herring)
Lineage: Eukaryota; Metazoa; Chordata; Actinopteri; Clupeiformes; Clupeidae
Gene: upb1
Product: ureidopropionase, beta
Molecular function (GO): beta-ureidopropionase activity
Source: RefSeq, a predicted model, not a curated record
GUCUGUCUUGUUCAAUCAGUAACCCUCCAAAGCAGGCAAUAAAGCAAGCCAAUACCAUUAGGCUUCACCUAGCAUAGUGGAGCAAGCUCUUCGGUACCCCCUUAAAGUAGUUUCGUGACAGAUUGGCAGAAUUUAACAUGUCUAGUUCCCAGUUUGAAUCUUUGGAGAAGACUCUCGGAACAUAUGUCCCAGAGGGCGAGUUGAGUGAAGUUCGCCGGAUUUUAUAUGGUAAAGAGCUCAAGAGUCUGGAGCUCCCGCAGGCUGCCGUGGACUCUGCCUCGGAGCGAGAUUUUGAGUUGAAGGGCUAUGUGUUUGAGGCGGCCCAGGAGCAGCUGAGAGCAGCCAGAGUGGUCCGCGUGGGACUCAUCCAGAACAAGAUCGUCCUCCCCACAGAUGCUCCGGUGCUGGACCAGAUCACUGCUCUGCACAAGCGUGUGGCGGACAUGGUGGAGGUGGCAGCCAUGUGUGGAGUCAACAUCAUCUGCUUCCAGGAGGCCUGGACCAUGCCCUUUGCGUUCUGCACACGUGAGAGGGAACCCUGGACCGAGUUUGCAGAGUCAGCUGAAGAGGGCUACACCACGCGCUUCUGCCAGGAGUUGGCAAAGAAGCACAACAUGGUUGUGGUAUCCCCCAUCUUGGAGCGAGAUGAGAUUCAUGGAGGAACGCUGUGGAAUACUGCUGUUGUGGUGUCAAACUCGGGGAAAGUUCUGGGAAAGACCAGGAAGAAUCACAUUCCCCGUGUAGGAGAUUUCAAUGAGUCCAGCUACUACAUGGAGGGGAACACAGGUCAUCGCGUGUUUCAGACGCAGUUUGGGAAAAUAGCCGUUAACAUCUGCUACGGACGCCACCACCCUCUCAACUGGUUUAUGUACGGCCUGAACGGAGCAGAAAUCAUCUUUAACCCUUCUGCCACGGUCGGGGCGCUCAGUGAGCCUAUGUGGUCAAUUGAAGCAAGGAAUGCAGCCAUUGCCAACCAUUGUUUCACCUGUGCCAUCAACCGAGUAGGCACAGAACAUUUCAAGAAUGAGUUUACCUCCGGUGAUGGAAAAAAAGCCCACCGUGACUUUGGACACUUUUAUGGAUCCAGUUACGUGGCGGCGCCAGAUGGUAGUCGUUCACCGGGUCUCUCCAGAACUCAAGAUGGGCUCCUGGUCACUGAGCUUGACCUGAACCUAAACCGGCAAAUUGCGGAUAAGUGGAACUUCAAGAUGACCGGCCGUUUUGACAUGUAUGCCGAAGAGAUUGCUGAAGCCGUCCAGCAUGAGUUCCAGCCCAACAUCAUAAAAGAGUAGAACACCAUCACUGGAUCAUCCCUGGAGACAUCAACAACCCAGUACACCUAUACCAGUACUACUGCAGACAGUCUUAUCCACCUACACCAGUAAUACUGUAGACAGUCUACUGCACCCUAGUGGUAGAAGUAUGGUGGUGCCAUUAGGUGGGGUCACAGAGGAGGAGUAUUUAGACAUUAACAUCUCAUAUUUUGUCACUGGUGGGUUGGCAGAUGGCCUCCCCAAAGAUGUAAGAUGCAACCUUUCAAAAUAAAUAAAUAAA